Molecule: messenger RNA, 4122 nt
Organism: Phoenix dactylifera (date palm)
Lineage: Eukaryota; Viridiplantae; Streptophyta; Magnoliopsida; Arecales; Arecaceae
Source: RefSeq, a predicted model, not a curated record
UUAUUCUUAAUUAUGAGACGAUCACUCCAUAUCAAAUAUCCCCCUAGGCAUGAAAGGUGUUUGACGGCUGGGUAAUCGUUAUAACGCCGUUGUCAAAACCCGGGCUCUUUAGGCAAGCCCUAGAAAUUUCCCGCCUGCUGCUUGCUGUCCGAUCCCCAUUCGGUCCGAGAUGUCGGAGAAGAAGCGGCGCCGCGCCGAUCCGGGUCCCUCCGGCCCCACGGCGGCCACCAAAAAAUCGCGGGCGAGGGGGAGCUCCCACGCCCACGACCUCCGGAAGCAGCUGAAACCUGAUUCGGAGAUCCUCGCCUCCCUCCGUCGCAUGUACGACGAGGCCCAGUCCGCCGCCGCCUCCUCCUCCAAAACCCUUACCCUCUCCGACCUCAACCUCUCCUCCGCCUGCCGCGAGGUGUCCGACUGCGACGCCUCCUCUGUCAAGCUCGCCAUCGAGCGAGCCAUCCUCGACAUCGCCCGCUCCAUUCUCGCCGGCCGCGGCUUCUCCUUCGACGUGCCCUCCCGUUCCGCCUCCAACCAGCUCUACGUCCCCGAGCUCGACCGCAUCGUCCUUCGCGACAAGUCCUCCUCCCGCGCCUUCGCCAACCUCUCCACGGUCCGCAAGGCCACCAUCACGGCCCGCGUCCUAUCCCUCGUCUACGCCGUCCUCCUCCGCGACAUCCAUGUCACCAAGCGUGACCUCUUCUACACCGACGUCAAGCUCUUCCAGGACCAGUCCCAAUCCGACGCCGUGCUCGACGACGCAUCUUGCAUGCUCGGCUGCACCCGAUCCUCCCUCCAUGUCGUGGCAUCGGAGAAGGGUGUCGUCGUCGGCCGCCUUGUCUUUACCGAUGAUGGUGACCGCAUUGACUGCACCAAGAUGGGCAUCGGCGGCAAGGCCAUACCGCCCAACAUCGACCGUGUCGGUAACCUUGAGAGUGAUGCCCUCUUCAUCCUCCUGGUCGAGAAAGACGCCGCCUUUAUGCGGCUGGCGGAGGACCGGUUCUACAACCGAUUCCCCUGCAUAAUUGUCACCGCUAAAGGCCAGCCCGAUGUCGCCACCAGGCUUUUCUUAAAGAGGAUGAAGGCUGAGCUGAAGCUGCCGGUGCUGGCCCUUGUUGAUAGCGAUCCCUACGGCCUUAAGAUCCUGUCGGUGUACAUGUGCGGGUCGAAGAACAUGUCGUAUGACAGCUCGAACUUGACGACGCCGGACAUCAAGUGGCUGGGGGUGCGGCCGAGCGACCUGGAUAAAUACCAGAUUCCAGAUCAGUGCCGGCUGCCCAUGACCGACCAGGACGUGAAAGCUGGGAAGGACCUGCUCGAGGAGGAAUUUGUGAAGAGGAAUGAGGGCUGGGUGAAGGAGCUGGAGUCGAUGGUGAGGACGAGGCAGAAGGCUGAGAUACAGGCCCUCAGCUCGUUCGGAUUCCAGUACCUCACCGAGGUCUACAUGCCCCUAAAGCUGCAGCAGAAGGAUUGGCUGUAAGUUACUUCUCAGGUAUAUCUGCAAGAACUUGGAUUGAACUUGUGAAUAAGGAGGCUCUAUUGUUUGUGAGAGAGUGGGCCUUGCACUUGUGGUGCUUUAGAAAAAGAGGGCAUGGGAUCGAAACUAUUGUCUAAGUUUUUAAGUGACCUUCAGAAAUUGAAAAUGAUUCAGGUAUACCUUUAAGAGCAUGGAUUGAAACUUGUAAGAAGACUUUAGUGCUUACAUUAUGCUAUUUUGCUUUAGAGACAGAGGGUUUGGAGUCAACUAUUACUUUAAGCUUUCAGAUGAACCUUAUGAUGAUGUAUCUGGAAUUUUUACAACCUUCAUAACCAAGGCAUUAGUGCAUAUAGAAAUACAUAGUUUGUGAGAAGAUGGAUGAGGUUAUUCUCUUUCAUAAGUUGGAGAAUAUGGCACUUUCUUUUCUGGGAUUUGGUUAACUAUUCCCUGAGAUGGAGACUGGAAGAUAUUAUCAUUGUUCUCUGAUCUAGUAAAGGAAUAUGAGGAAGUGAUGAUUGUUUAUUCCACCAUGUUGUCAGAGAUGCAUGCAUAGGAAAACUAUUAGACUUGUACAGGGUGCGAAGUAGAAGACUGUAUAAGCACAUCCAAGUUUUAGUUGUUAUGGAUAUGAUUUUGCACUAGGGUUUGGGGUUGGUGUUCUUUUAGUUGAAUGUAGUAUCGAUGGUGGUUGAGUGGGUAUCACCUUAUGGUUCCUUUUGCUAAUAUGAUGAGGCACUGCAGAAGCUUAUUUACAGUAGCAUGAUUUUGAUUGUCAAUGGAAGCACAUCCAAUUGAUUUCAGGUCAGAUAAUGAGUUUGUGCAUUUUUCUCCAAUUGGAUGAAAAAUGUAUGAAGCAUAAAGUGUGAAAGUGUACAGGUCUUCUCUCAGUCAUAUUAAGGUGAUAUGAAGCUAGGAGCCUUAAGAGAGAACCAAGUUACCAAAUACUAGCAAUCGAGGAAAGGAUUUGAUCACCUCGUCAUACCUUGAGAAUUAUCAGAUAGAAAGAUGUGAUGUCAAAAGCCCUGAACAAACCAUUUCAUAAAACAUUUAGACUCAGUCUUAUUUUCAAAAUCUGAAGUUGCUUCCCUUCCAAAAUGAUCCAGCAAGUGUGUGCAUCAAUUGUAUCAAAACAGUUUAAUAGAUUUCUAGGCAAACCAGAAUGGCUAAAUAGAAAAUCUCACAAAUGGCAAUGCAAAAUAGGUGAGGUUUCAUAUUCUUCUUUUCCACACAAAUUGUAUAUGUAGUUCUAUCUGGUCUCAGUUUUGUUUCUUAAAAAAUGUAUGUGUUCAAAAUGAUGUUUCAAGUGGUCAGUUUGUUAGGCUGAGACUAAGGAUUGGGCUCUAUACUUCUAUUGCUAAAAUUUCUGUUACAUGAUGUUUUUGAGAAGUGUCAGUCAUCUGUACAUUUAAAGGGUACACCCUGUUGAGGCAAGGAGGGUGGUAGCCUAAAAUUAUUUAUGUGUUCGAACAAUGGAGCAUUGGCUAAAUUGCAGAUUUGACCUUUGAUUUCGAAGGAUGAGUACAUAUCCAUAUACUAGACCAAAUAUCUAGGAUUCAUGUGUAUUUUGGAUGCAAGCAAGUUUGUUCUAGAUUAUGAAAGGCAUGUGCUUAAUUUCUUCUUUUAUUAACCUUUUUUGUCUAUUAUAUGUGGCGUGUAUGUGUGGUCAUGCAUAACUGUAAAAAUGAUAUUGAAACAUUAUUCAACUUAAAAUAUGCUUUAACAAUGUUGAAGAGGGGGAUGCUUCUUAAGCGGUGAAAAUUUAUUAGGAAGAGUUUAAAGGAGGUAAAUUAGACAUUAGAAGUAGAUCAUGAAAAGUACUGCAAAUAAGAGCAAGGUUCAUCUUGGAUUACAGUGUUAAUGACCUGUAACUUAAUAGAACUGAAAAAGACACUCAAGCCAGCCAACAGGGAAGCCUGCUUGUGAAAGGCAGAAUUUUGUAAUUUCAUGCAAAAUAUGGGUAGGUAGAUUUCUUUUCUUUCAGUAUGUAGCAAGGCUGUUUUUAGUGGGAGUGGGCUUUCAUGGAGAUAGGCUGUCCUUGCCUUGUCUGGGACUUAGGGAGGCCUAUCUCUAUGAAGCUGCAAUUUAUGAUCCUUCUUGCAUUGAUGAGGGCUUCAUGCUGCCUCUGAUGAGAAGCAGAUAAUCGUAGAUGAUGUCUUUCAAUGAUGAAUUGGAUUUCAUAAAGUAAUGCAUCUGGGUAUUCCAUGACUCCAUGAGAGAACGAAAUAGGCUUUUCUUUUAAUCUUAUUUCAGAUAAGUUGAAACGAAGACCAGCAAAUGAUCACACUCUGGUUCCUUGAGAUACGUUUCUAGUUCUGAACUUGAUUGGAGAUUGUGGUGCCUUCAUUGGACUAAGAUUUUGGAUUCACUCAUAUAUGUUAUAGAUAUGGGCCUUUUCUUUUAGUGCCUUCUGGGGUGUUAGACUAGGCCCAAUAUGGUAGCCAUACUACUUGGACAACUUCAUUGGUGAUUUCUUUAUUUGGGAGUUGGAUAAUUUUAUAGCAACUUCAGAGAUCUGUGAUGUUCACAUGGUUUUCAUCUCAGCUGAUAUAUCGGUCUGUAUUAUAGUGCUGUUCAUGUCAAUUUUUUAGUGCCUGUCAAGAACCUCAUAUAACCAGCUGGUUUAUUAUUUUCUUUACCCUAAGUAGGUGUAU